Ornithodoros turicata is the source of this 2110-nucleotide messenger RNA. RefSeq names its product thioredoxin reductase 1, cytoplasmic-like. The record is from RefSeq and is a predicted model, not a curated record. The transcript is spliced from 15 exons. Bases 127 to 1968 code for a protein of 613 amino acids. Gene Ontology annotation, biological process: cellular response to oxidative stress; glutathione metabolic process; cell redox homeostasis. Gene Ontology annotation, molecular function: glutathione-disulfide reductase (NADPH) activity; flavin adenine dinucleotide binding. Gene Ontology annotation, cellular component: cytosol; mitochondrion. Lineage: Eukaryota; Metazoa; Arthropoda; Arachnida; Ixodida; Argasidae.
ACGAGGCCAGGCGAAGGUAUACGUGACCAAGAAAAACGAUCCUGUCAUCUCACGAUGGUAUAAGCAAAUUCCUCCAGUAAAAACUCGACUUUCACGUUGCUGCUACUAUAGUCUGUCGCACGCCGCAUGCAUGCACCACCAAUCGCGCGCUGUUCUGCCAUGGCACUGCGAUCACGAAAGGUGACCUCACAGCCAUGUAGCAAGCUUCGCCGAGCCGUGGAUGAGCUGGUCGCGGCCCAUAAGGUCGUUAUCUUCGGCCGAUCCGGUGACCAGUCGUUUGAAAAGGCUCAAGAAAUUUUCGCGAACUUGAAAGAGGACUUCCUGCCAAUCGAACUCGACAACGAAGAACACACAGACGGUCUGAGAAACGCCUUGUUCCAGAAGACGCUCCAGAACAGCGUACCUCAGGUCUUUGUGAGCGGUCAACUUUUAGGCGGAACCGAGAACGUAGAAAACGCACUUGAGACUGGUGUCCUCCAACAACUGCUAUCGAUGGGUAGCAGACAAGAGCUCAACUAUGAGUACGAUCUCGUCGUCGUCGGUGGAGGACCUGGAGGAGUGGCUGCUGCCAAGGAGGCCGCGAAACUUGGCAAGAAGGUAGCUCUGUGCGAUAUAUCGGAGCCAUCGACUAUGGGAACCACAUGGGGGCAUACUGGCACCUGUGUCACUGUCGGCUUCAUUAACCAUAACAACGUUAGACAAGCCCGCAUGUGCACUGAACUGGUCAAAAGGCGUCGACUUUCUUCACAGUCUCACAGCCGCGAUGUUCACCUCAGCUGGGCCUCCAUGGCUGACAAACUUAGCCGACAAGUAGAUUCGCUGAACCAAAGGUGUGUGGAACAGCUCAAGCAGACCGUUUCCUACUUCAACGGCGCCACAGAGUUCAUUGAUCCACACACUGUCAAGGUGCACACCGCGUGUGCAGCGUCGAAGAUACUGACGGCCAAGUACUUCAUCCUGGCCACAGGCACGCAACCAAAGUGUCUCCAAAUCGGUGUCAGCGAGGACAUACCAGCUGGUUCUUGCGUGUCCAGCGAUGAUCUGAUGUCGUUGCCCUACGCUCCUGUAAAGGCACUGGUCGUAGGGGAUUCUUACUCAUCUUUGGAAUGGACAGCAUUCCUGUGCACGUUGGGCUCGGUGGUCACACUGACCGUGGAUCACAUGAUUUUUCCUGGACUGGAUCGCGACGUUUGUGACGAAUGUAUUAAAUUCUUGGAAGAGGAUGGGCUUCGCUAUUUGCAGCCAUGCACUGUUCGAAAGGCACGAAAGCUGGAAGAAGGGUUUCCAGGAACCGUGCGCGUCACAGUCGAUCAUGGUGGGCUGGAAUUUACUGAAGACUUCAGUACGGUUGUCGUGCCAGCCCUGCAAGGACCAUACACGGAGGACCUGCAUCUGGAGAAGGCCGGCAUUGGGAUGCGCAACGGGAAAAUCCGCACCGAUCAUGAACGCACCGACGUGGCGCACAUCUUCGCCAUAGGGGAGAGGUUCCUGGAAGGAAACUGCGCGUACGUGGCUCCGGUGUGCAUAGACGCAGGAGUUCUCCUAGCCAGAAGACUCUUCACCAACGACCAGGUUUUCUGCGACUACAGCAACAUGCCCCCGUCGGUGUUCAUGGCGUUGGACUACGGGUGUUUCGGCUACAGCGAGCAAGAAGCCGAGAAGAAAUUUGGUCGUGACAAAGUAAAUGUGUACCAGGCGCGCUUCAGCUCGUUGAAAUGGGCAGACCAUUGCAGCAAGGCGUCUUCGUGUCUCGCGAAGCUGGUAUGCGUCUCGCCCCAGAAUCGUAUAAUUGGAUUCCACUAUAUCGGGCCGGACACUGCCGAUGUGGUCCAAGGAUUCGCACAGGAAGUCAAACUCAAUCCAAUGAAGAAGUACAUCAGUUCGGUCACUCACGCAAAUCCCAUCUGCGCAGAGAUUGUCACCAACUUGAAGGAGCGCAAGAGGACACCGAGCAAAGACGUCAUCUGAGCAUACAUUUCGCUCGUGAUGUCCAACGUGUUCACGAUUAUAUAAAAUUACAAUAUAUUGGCAAUAGGAAUAUAUUUUUGCACGCAUAACCGUUAUCACCUAGUUGCGUGAUAUGCUUCCGAGCAUUAAAUUAUUAACUUUC